UCCAGAAGAAGCUUCGCAGUUCCUUUGCUCUUUAAGUCCAAAGACAAGCAGUUCCGCCGGACCUAAGCUCUCGAGCUUUCCCCCUGGACACGCCGUCUGGAAGUCUGAAGACACCCGGAGAUUUUACAGCUUUUACCCAUCCUUCGUUCUGCAGCAGUGCGGGGAGUUUAACUUUGACAUUAAACGCUGCGAACGUUUUUAUCAAAUUGAGUCACAGUUAGCCGAAUUGUCAGAAUGUUGAGCGUCGCUAGAAGCGUUUCAAGGACUCUGCCGACAAGGAGCUGUACAAGGAAUGUGUCCUCUUUGAUCAAGAAGGCAUGCUGGACUGGCUUCCAACCAGAUGCUCUCAGAGCCCUGUCAAGGAGAGACUAUGCGUCAGAGGCCAUCAAGGGUGCAGUUAUUGGCAUUGACCUGGGAACUACCAACUCAUGUGUUGCAGUCAUGGAGGGGAAACAGGCCAAGGUGUUGGAGAACGCAGAGGGAGCCAGGACAACUCCAUCAGUCAUUGCUUUCACAGCAGAUGGGGAGCGUCUGGUGGGCAUGCCUGCUAAACGCCAGGCUGUCACCAACCCUCAGAACACUUUGUACGCCACCAAGAGACUGAUUGGACGUCGCUAUGAUGACGCCGAGGUCCAGAAAGACCUGAAGAACGUACCCUACAAGAUCGUACGUGCAUCUAAUGGUGACGCUUGGGUAGAGGCUCAUGGGAAAAUGUACUCCCCCAGCCAGGCUGGAGCUUUUGUACUUAUUAAAAUGAAGGAGACUGCAGAGAACUACCUGGGAACCAAAGUGAAGAACGCUGUCAUCACUGUACCAGCCUACUUCAAUGAUUCUCAGAGACAGGCUACUAAAGAUGCUGGUCAGAUAGCUGGGCUGAAUGUCCUGCGUGUGAUCAACGAGCCAACAGCCGCUGCUCUGGCCUACGGCCUGGACAAAACCCAGGAUAAGAUUAUUGCCGUGUAUGAUCUUGGUGGAGGUACGUUUGAUAUCUCAGUCCUGGAGAUCCAGAAAGGUGUUUUUGAGGUGAAGUCCACCAACGGUGACACCUUCCUGGGAGGAGAAGACUUUGAUCAGCAUCUCCUCAAACACAUCGUCAAGGAAUUCAAGCGAGAGUCUGGUGUGGAUCUGAUGAAAGACAACAUGGCUCUUCAGAGAGUCCGAGAGGCUGCUGAGAAGGCCAAGUGUGAGCUGUCUUCUUCACUGCAGACUGACAUCAACCUUCCCUACCUGACCAUGGACGCUUCUGGUCCCAAACAUCUCAACAUGAAGCUGACCCGCGCACAGUUUGAGGGCAUCGUGGCUGACUUGAUCCGCCGCACGGUGGCUCCAUGUCAGAAGGCCAUGCAGGAUGCAGAGGUAUCCAAGGGAGACAUUGGAGAGGUGCUGCUGGUCGGAGGCAUGACCCGCAUGCCCAAGGUUCAGCAGACAGUUCAGGACCUGUUUGGCCGUGCUCCCAGCAAGUCUGUAAACCCUGAUGAAGCCGUUGCCAUUGGAGCAGCAAUCCAGGGUGGUGUCUUGGCCGGUGAUGUCACUGACGUGCUGCUGUUGGAUGUGACACCGUUGUCGCUGGGUAUUGAGACUCUGGGUGGAGUCUUCACCAAACUCAUCAACAGGAACACCACAAUUCCCACCAAGAAGAGCCAGGUGUUCUCCACAGCAGCUGAUGGUCAGACUCAGGUAGAGAUCAAGGUGUGUCAGGGUGAGAGAGAGAUGGCCGCAGACAACAAGGUGCUGGGUCAGUUCACUCUGGUGGGGAUCCCACCCGCCCCCCGCGGGGUACCUCAGAUUGAGGUCACCUUUGACAUUGAUGCCAAUGGUAUCGUCCACGUCUCCGCCAAGGACAAGGGCACAGGCCGCGAACAGCAAAUUGUGAUCCAGUCAUCAGGAGGUCUCAGUAAGGACGACAUUGAGAACAUGAUCAAAAAUGCUGAGAAGUAUGCAGAAGAGGACAGGAGGAGAAAGGACCGUGUGGAGGCCGUCAACAUGGCUGAAGGAAUCGUCCAGGACACAGAAUCCAAGAUGGAGGAGUUUAAGGACCAGCUUCCUGCUGAUGAGUGCACCAAGCUGAAGGAGGAGAUCUCAAAGGUCAGAAAUCUUCUGGCCAACAAGGACUCAGAAACAGGAGAGAACAUCAAACAGGCUGCCACUAACUUGCAGCAGGCGUCACUCAAACUCUUCGAAAUGGCCUACAAGAAGAUGGCAGCAGAGCGGGACACCAACAGCAGCUCGAGCUCAUCAGAGGGAGAGAAGAAAGAAGGCCAGCAGUAACACUUGGUUGUCGCCUGGUUUCCAUGACAAUGGAGGACUGUUGGGCUCAUGGGUGGAGUGGACGGGGUGGGUGGCAGUCUUGAGUGACAAGCUGAAUCUUAGUCAUUCUCAUUGUAAUACAGUGGGGUCCACAAGUCCGGCUUCACUUUCCUAUUCAGACUUGUGUACCCCACUGUAAAGUAUUCUGCUGUGUUUUGGCAGUGAAACACUCUAGCGAAAAGAUAAACGUCAGUGUAUGCUCUUCCAUGUCCUGUUAUACCUUUGUCUGUUUGUAAUUUAAUUGUCUCAAAAACAAUGUCUUGUAUGUUUAUUUUUCCAAAGCUGUUAAUUUCCAUUCUGAGGUAGUAAAAGUAAUUUCCGUCGUCUAAGACAUCAUGUAGCUUUCUUCUGUUGUUCAUGCUCAGUCAUCUGCAGCAGGCAGGCUUGUUUAUAGCAGUUUGUGUUCGUACUAGUUCAGUCAGAUGAAAGCUUGUACCUUUCUUUUGAGCUGUGGUGCAGAGGACAGCCCUACUUUACUAUGCCUACAUAAUAUAAUGUACAGUGCUUUACAUCAGUUAUAGCUCUCUUGUUUUAAUAGUGCACCCGUAACAACUUGUAGGUGGGAAGUUGCUGUACAAAAAUAUUUAAAGUAUAUUUGACUUUUAUGUCAAACUUCCACUUCUCAGCAGUCCUAAGUGCACUCUAAGCUUGCAAACUAAUGCAGAACUGUGGUAUUGAGGUGGUUUUCUUUUCAUCACUUUUAUUCUUGAAAUCUGUAAAGAUGCAUCUACACAACUCAGAGAGGAAUCUUGAUCCUAUUUGUUCCAUUUCCUCUGUCCUGACAUUUUAUACAGGCUUUUUUAGCCCAGGGGAUGUCAGGCUAGAGUAAACAACGGGGACAUAUUAGAAAUACAUAAGUAUAUAUUGAUGUCUCACAUUUGAUAUGUAAGAAUGUCAGGCUUGUUCUUUUAGUUCUUUCCUCUUUAAACACAGCAGAGUACUGACUGUAAAAACAUGUCUGAAGGUACCACUGACUUCAGUUGAACUGAGUUUGGGGAAUCUGGAUGUUAAAGUUGCACAAUAGAGGAUGAGGCCUUAGUUUACCUUCCAUCCCAGACAGAUGACUAAAUGAAGAGUUGGGAUACAAGGAAACCAGUAGAGGAUUUGUGAAAUAUGAACCCAGCUCUGUCAUUCCCCUCCAGAUGAAAGAUUGGUUGCUGCCAUAAACUGCUCUAUGUAAUGUGAUUGUUGCUGCAUACCUGCCUGAUAGUGAUCCAGGAAGCUCUUCAUAUGAAGGGAACAGUGUAUUGACUUGAAAGGUGGGGGGGUGUUCUGUUUUUGUUUUUGUUUUUUCAGGACAAUGUGAUUAUAUUAUUGGAGAGAGAAAUUGAGAGUCAAUAACCUACUGUUUUUUUUCUAAUAAAAAUCUGGAAUGUAACACUGUGA
Xiphias gladius (swordfish) is the source of this 3693-nucleotide messenger RNA. It is a transcript of the gene hspa9, whose product is annotated as heat shock protein 9. Gene Ontology annotation, molecular function: heat shock protein binding; ATP binding; misfolded protein binding. The transcript is spliced from 16 exons. Gene Ontology annotation, biological process: cellular response to unfolded protein; protein refolding. The record is from RefSeq and is a predicted model, not a curated record. Gene Ontology annotation, cellular component: mitochondrion; cytoplasm. Bases 235 to 2268 code for a protein of 677 amino acids. Lineage: Eukaryota; Metazoa; Chordata; Actinopteri; Istiophoriformes; Xiphiidae.